GGCGAAAAUAUGAACCAAAACAAGCGUGUACGAAACCUUUAAAUAUGCAGGGCAAAAGAUCUUGCAGGCGGUCGUGGCGGCGGUUACUCCAAAGGUUAAUCUUUGCUAAUCUGCCAGACGUUACCAGCGCAUUAAACGUCUACGCAGUUCGAUCAAAUCAUUCGAGGGCACGACAUUUAACUUUUCUACAGUGUACCCGUGUACCCAUUCUAGAACCUCUCGGUAUGGUGGGUAUGGUACGAAGGGUACGAAGUAGCGCCGUAGCGCCAGUUGCGCUGUCAUCGCGGCACAACCCCCCACCCCCGACCCCCCCGCAAUUCCUGCGCCACCAGGAGGCUACCUGUCCACUUCGACCAAUCAGAAGCGAGCGUUGCCAAAAAAGCGUUACCUGUGCAACGUCAAUCCCCACUGCGCGUGCGUGUCGUGCGUUCUGCCGGAGGUGUUUUUUUGGACGGUGGUAAAGCUGCGGCUGCGGAGUGCUCGGGAAUUCCAAUUUAUUUUGCCGCAUUCUUUUCGCGUGUGCCCGCGCGUGGUGUGCGAAAGGCUCCAGAUGCAGUGCUGUGAACAUCUCGCGUAGUGGUCGAGUCCUACGCGGGACAUGGCGAUUGAUUAGAUAAGGACGCUUAGUCGGUUGGUCUGUCGGCCAACACCGCGGGUGACAAUCUUUCUUUUUAUAUUUUUUCGGGCCGUCGUCGUCACGGAAGCUGGCCGAUCAAGUGACGUGACCUACGUGGUGAACCAUGCCGCUCUUCGGUAAGAAGAAACGGGACUCCGACUCGACGUCGCAGACCUUGGUGGAUGGUGACACAGACGGUGUUUCAGCCGGGCAUUCGCCCACGGCCAACGGCGGUUCGCCGGCGUCGCCUGCCGGCGGCGGGAACGGCACCGCGACGGAUCCCCACUCCAAAAACGUGCCCAAACCCAAAUUGGUGUUCCACUGCCAGCAAGCGCAAGGCAGUCCGACGGGCAUCAUUUCAGGUUUCUCGAACAUCAAGGAACUUUACCUGAAGAUCGCCGAGUGCUACGACUUCCCAGCAUCAGAUAUCCUGUUCUGCACCCUGAACACGCACAAGGUGGACAUGGCGCGGCUGCUGGGGGGCCAGAUUGGCCUGGACGACUUCAUCUUUGUGCACCGGCGAGGCCAGCCCAAGGAGGUGGAGGUGCUCAAGGGAGAGGACUCGCUGGGGCUCACCAUCACGGACAACGGGGCCGGCCUGGCCUUCAUCAAGCGCAUCAAGGAGGGCUCCCUCAUGGACCGCAUCGGCUUUGUCCAGGUCGGAGACCACAUCGAGCGCAUAGACGAGCGCAGCAUGGUGAACUGCCGUCACUACGAGGUGGCCAAGGCCUUGAAGGAGAUCAAGAAGGGGGACACCUUCACCCUGCGCCUGGUGGAGCCACUCAAGGCUGGCUUCUCUCACAUCGGUCCGCGGAGCGGUGCUGGGGCCGCCGGAGGUGCGGCCAAGAAAGGGGGCCUGGGGUCGGGCAAGGAGACGCUGCGGCUACGCUCGAAGGGGCCCGCCACCGUGGAACAGGCGCCCGACAACGUGAUCCAGGCGGCGGUGGAUAAGAUUAACGCCCUCCUGGAGUCUUACAUGGGCAUCAACGACUCUGAGCUGGCCACGCAGAUCUGGGAGCUGGGCUGUGAGAGGCCCAAUCCGCACGAGUUUGUGACCGCCAUUGGGGAUUCAGAUCUGGAUGCCUUUGGCUUCACGGAAGACUUCCUCUUCGACAUCUGGGGUGCCAUCGGAGACGCACGCGCAGGGCGUCUGCCGGCAAAAGACCAUGCGGCCCGGACCGACCUCUGAGGCUCGGAAGAGAUGGGGGGAAAAGGGGUCAGGGACCGCCGGAAGUCACCUUGAAACGUGAAGCCCAAUUCCUGUUCGAACGCCCUUCGAUAGUUCUAGCCUGAUUUCGGUUCAAACACCCUUUGGUAGUUUUAGCCAGAUUCCAGUUCAAACACCCUUAGGUAGUUCUAGCUCGAUUCCGGUUUGAACACCUUUUGGUAGUUCUAACUUGAUUCUAGUUUGAACGUCCUUCGGUGGUUUUAGUCUGGACAACACCCGUGCAAAAACGUGAAACGUUUUUGUACUUGAGUCAUUUUGAGAGCUAGGGAACAGCGUGUGGGAAUUCUUAGUUUAACCUCUUGAAGUAUGGCAAAGGACAUUACGAGCCAUGUUUGCCAAUCAAGCGCUCCAUUCAUGUCAUGUGAUUUGGAGCUUUGCACCUCGCUGCACCCAACUGGAAGGUCAUGUGAGGCACUCCGAGCUAUGGAUUGGCUCCGAUUGCUCGUAGGGUUUAUUGCAAUACUUCUUCAAAUGAAAUGGAGUACUGCCAAUGUUUUCACAAAGUUGGUGUAUCGGCUCUAGCCUGCCUUCCUUUUGUUGGCACUGUUCUUCUGCCAACAGAAUUGACGAUAAAACUUGGUUUGGCGGCACAUUUCAUUUUUUUUUUUCCGUUCGAAUGUACAUUAGGUAGGUAUUGCGUACAUUUGGUGUACUCGAGCAUCAACAUCUAGGUUUGGUAUUGCCGUUACGCCGCUUAGGAAGGCCGAGCUGCAGCGUGCGAGGUACCUGGCGCUCUCUAGCAUUUUCCCAGGCACUGCAAUACAGUGCUACUAAGAAUGGUGGCAAUUUUCAGCUGGAUUCUAGCAUUACCGCGCUGUAGAGUUUUCUCGGCUGGAAGCAUCUAAGGGCGUUUGUCUUCACUCCCCGUGGUUCUGAAAGGAGUUGCGAAGAGCUCGUUUCAGAGCUCCAGAUGGUCGGAACUCUGUAGUCGACUAUUUUUAGUAUUCUUUUUCCUGCGCUCCGUGAAAGAUUGGUUGUGUCGAAUUGCGCUUUCCAGGCAGUGAUUUGCGUCUUUCGUUCGGGUCGUUCUUCACCUCAUUGUGUUUCUCGUGAUUGCCCGUAUUUCCCCGGGUACCCUCUGACAGGUUGCGUUGAUCGGCAGACCGCGGUUAUUUUUGCUUUAGGACAUUCCAACGGCGGCUGUAGCAAAGCAAAUCUGCCGUUCCGGACGUUUGGCGAUGCAUCUCUGCAGAGUCCAAGGGUUAUUGUGCAACUAGAUACUGUGGCCUCUACUUCGCUUGGUGCCAGUGAGUUGCACUGUCAGCAACUCCAGCGAAGCAGUAUUUUUGUAUGUGUGCGACUAGCGGAAGUGGCAUGGGGUGCCGACAGGAUUCCCGCGUCGACAUUUUAAGACGACAUCUUUCGAUAGGUGCUAUACUUCGUGUUGCCACGUCCGGUGAGUGUAAAACAUUCCAAACUGUCUCGGUCUUUGAACCAGCACGUUUCACGUUAGCGAUGUAUGAAUUCACUCGUCUGUCAGCUUCGAGUCACUCCCGACUUGGAGAGUGCAGUCACGUCCGUGGGCCAACGACAGGGUAGUGCGAUCCCAGUCACGGUUAGUGAAUGUAGCAUGUUCCGUCCUACAAAAGCGCACACAAAGGUAACUAUAUUUAUGCAUAUUUUUGCACAAUGCAGCUAGAUUCCAGGCAUGAGUUUGCAGGGGCGUAGUUUCUGCCUAGGGCUUGGGACGUUGCAAGUGCCUCGAAGCUUGGGGGAUACCACAGCUGCUGACGCUGGAUCCUAGAACGAGGAGCGACUUUCGCUGAUGGAAGGGACGACAAGUAGGGUUUAACUAGAUUGGAUAAUUGGUUAUCUGGUAUAUUCUUUGCGGGCUUUGUUGUUGUUGUUGUUUUUUCCCCACUCACUCUUUAGGCUUUUACUUACUAUUUCGAGUCUCUCGUGCUCACACGAAUGAGACUCCGAACCUCCCAUUUACUCAACAGUUCUUUUUCUGCUGGUUUUAUUACAUGUUUGCAGAAGUCCACUAGUCAGAGAAACCUUUUCUAAAGAAAAAAAAAAAAGACGAAGAAAUGCCAGAAGACUGAACUGUAGAGGGUGUUUUUCUUGCGUGUUUUUGCGUGUCCCCAAUUAUUAAUAAAGUAUAUUUCAGUUUA
Molecule: messenger RNA, 3958 nt
Organism: Ixodes scapularis (black-legged tick)
Lineage: Eukaryota; Metazoa; Arthropoda; Arachnida; Ixodida; Ixodidae
Gene: kermit
Product: PDZ domain-containing protein GIPC1
Exons: 6
Coding region: 741-1805 (354 amino acids)
Molecular function (GO): protein binding
Source: RefSeq, a predicted model, not a curated record